Molecule: messenger RNA, 2374 nt
Organism: Poecilia latipinna (sailfin molly)
Lineage: Eukaryota; Metazoa; Chordata; Actinopteri; Cyprinodontiformes; Poeciliidae
Exons: 22
Source: RefSeq, a predicted model, not a curated record
AGCAGGUGCUUCCAGCAGAGAGGCAAUUAAAAACCAAAGCGGUGCGGAAGGCAGUGAUGUGUGUUAAUACAAGAGGAUUCUGUUUUUUCGUGGAAUAACGCACAACUGUGGGAAAAUAUUAUGUUCUGGGAACAAACAUAUUGUGUUAAAAUAAGUUCAGGAAGAACAUGAGAGGAGAAACGGCUGUGGAAAAUGGUGUUGAAGUGGUUGAACAUGGAGGAGCAGCAGCACCAACUUCACUCGGGAGUCGACCUAAUGUUGCAACUCUACAAAAUAUGCUGAAAAUGGCUUCUCGUGGCUCCCCUAAUCAUCACUACAGUAGAGGUGAGUGGUCAGAUACGGACAACCAGCACUUUGAACAGAAUGGAGUCCAAGAAGACUUUCCGUCAAGCCUUCAGAAUGAAAACUCUGCAGAUUUGAUCACAGAGAACCCUUUUUAUCCAUAUUACAAGGAAUCAACUAGCAACAUUAAUGGAAUGGAGGCUUCAGUACAAGCAGACGAUUCCAUCUCUGUACCCACUAUGAAAUUCCUAGGCUCACCUCAGGAACUUGGUUAUGGAAUUAAAGCCACGGAAAACGGAGCUAUGUUGUCUGAAUGUGUUAACGUGCCUCAGAGGUAUGACCCUAAGGACGAGCUCUUCAGACUGUCCUCUCUGAGGCUCAAUGGCACUGCCAAUGAGGAUUUUCAUGAUUUGGUUCAAACACAAAAGUUCUCUAAACCCAUACAGAGAAAUGGCUCAGACAUUGUCACAGAUGACGUGAAUGCUUUGUUUGGCUCAUCUAACAAAGGGAACGAUUUGAGCCGCUCUCCACAAGCCGUGGCACCAAACCCAUUUUAUAAAACUUUGGCCUCAGAAGCAGAUUUGUUUUCAAGGAACGGUGAGGACCUCUUCCAAGUGAAUGACACCCAAGACAAUGCACCCAACACAGACGGUAACAAGUCUUUUAAGGAAGGGUUUGACGUAUUUUCAUUGCCUACAAAUCCGGUGGAUCCAUUCCCAAGUCCGCUCCCAAGGAAUUUAUUCAACGUUCCCAGUUUGGAUGAUCCUUUUGGUCCAACUCCCUCCAAGACAAUGUCCUCUUCUCCUUUAACCAAUCGCCCAUCUGAGUUCAAGUUAGACACACCAGAGUCAACAGGUCUAGUAAAGAAAACUCCACCAAAAGUUCCUCCAGCUGUUCCACGAAAGCCUCAGAUCAAACCAAGAGAUCUUUUCACGACGCCUCAGGGAAGCAAAGAGGAAUUUCUUGAGCCAACCUCCUUCAGCCAGGCCAGCAGUUUGUCCUCCUCGCCCAGCAUUUCUCCAGCUGACAUCACUCACGUGCAAACUUUCAAACGGCCACCGAGACCCGUUCCUCGAACUCGACGCCCCAAAGCAGAGAAGCCACCAGCACCAGAGAGACCUCCACCCCCAGCACACUCUACUAAACUGGAACCAGAAGUACCUGAAGCGCACACUGCUAAGCCAGAACCGCCAAAACCUCCACCUAAACCAGUCCUCAAACCUCUUCCUAAACCAGUCCUUCCCCACAAACCAAAGAAACCGGAGAGCAAACCAUUGGAACCUGAUAACUUUGUGUUUGAGGAUGUCCUCCUGAUUGGACAGGAACACUGUGUGGAGGAUUGGCCUGAGGACAGUCCUGAGCUGGAUCCAGAUUUUAAGCCAUCUGGAACAUUUAAGCUACGAAGAGAGUCGAUGAAGGCCAAGAUGGAGUCAGAUGGAGGAAGCAGUGAAGAUCCUGAUGGUACCUUUGGUUACGUUAAGAAAAAGGACAGGAAACUGCGAAUGUCACUGCUGUCCAGAAGAAGCUCAAAGGACAAGUAUUCAGAUGAUUCCAUGGAGGGAAAGAGCAACAUGCUGCCCAGCCGACAAAAAACUCCCAAGGAGUUUGGUUCCAAUGACUAUAUUUCUACAGGAGAUGAUGAAGAUCAUUAUAGUUUGGACUAUAAAAAAAAAUCUACAAAGGCCAAAGUCAGUCACCUGUUUCGGAGAGCCUCCGAUGCUUCCUCUACGUACAGCGACAAGUAUUCACCUUCAAAGGACGGUGACCAUAAGAAAAGCAGCAAGAGGCAAAACACCAUUGUACGUCGACAGUCGGCGGACUCAGUGUUGGACGAAGAUUAUGAAGAUGGGGAGAAAGGUGGCCAUCGGCAGAGGAGGAAUAGCAAGGUGAAAAUCAAGUUUGUGCCACAAAGAGGAUUUGCCAUAUCAUUAGAAAAGCCACACGGUGAACCAAAAGGAGCUCAUGGUUAUACGUCUCGCAAGGGCUCAAAGGACAAAUCUGUUGAAGAAUUUGGAGCACAUGGCUACACACCUCGUGACAACCUCCAGGUAGAGAGCUAUUUCAGUUUCAACAACAACAACCUGCACAAACU